This is a messenger RNA of Geosmithia morbida, 4461 nucleotides long. Its product is annotated as ABC-type branched-chain amino acid transport system, ATPase component. The transcript is spliced from 2 exons. Gene Ontology annotation, cellular component: membrane. NCBI's taxonomy places the organism in Eukaryota, Fungi, Ascomycota, Sordariomycetes, Hypocreales, Bionectriaceae. The record is from RefSeq and is a predicted model, not a curated record. Gene Ontology annotation, biological process: transmembrane transport. Gene Ontology annotation, molecular function: ATP binding; ATP hydrolysis activity; ABC-type transporter activity. The coding region runs from base 1 to 4461 and encodes 1486 amino acids.
AUGACCGAACAUCAGCAAGACAUAAAGCACGGCGACACCCUGGAGAGAAUACCCCCCACGUCAUCUUCUGAUAGUUCUGCUGUCACGGUCUCAACUCACGGAGAUGGAAACACACACUUGAAAAGGGUGCAGACGACCGAUGAGCAGGAGGACAAUCUUUUCCGUGCGCUAUCACGCCGACGUACCAGCGCGACUGGCCAAGGCCGACACGGCGAUGGCGACGGCGAUGACGAAAAUCACGAGAUCAACCGUCUCAUGUCCCGUAUGUUUGGACAGGCACGCAGAGAGAAGAACGAAGAGAACGAGACACGACACAGCGGUGUCGUCUUCCGCGACCUCACCGUCAGGGGCCUUGGCCUGGGUGCCAGCCUCCAGCCCACGGUUGGGGACAUUUUCAUGGGUCUCCCGCGUAGGCUGGGCAAUCUGUUUAGCCGCGGGACCAAGGCUGCCGUUUCCAAACCUCCUGUGCGCGAGCUUCUCAGCAACUUUGACGGAUGCGUGCGUCCCGGAGAGCUUCUGCUCGUUCUCGGACGUCCCGGAGCCGGCUGCACCACGUUUCUCAAAGUUUUUGCCAAUCAACGGUCGGGUUUCGAGUCCAUCGACGGCGAUGUGACAUAUGGUGGCACCGGGGCUGACGAGAUGGCUAAACGGUUCCGUGGAGAGAUCAUCUAUAACCCUGAAGACGAUCUCCACUACGCUAAGCUGUCGGUGCGGCAGACAUUGUCGUUUGCGCUGCAGACGCGCACGCCCGGCAAGGAGGCCCGGCUCGAAGGCGAGACACGCGGCGACUAUAUCUCCGAGUUCCUGCGCAUCGUCACUAAGCUCUUCUGGAUCGAGCAUACGCUCGACACCAACGUCGGCAACGAGUACAUCCGCGGCGUAUCGGGCGGAGAGCGCAAGCGCGUCAGCAUCGCAGAGGCUAUGAUCGCCCGUGCUUCAGUCCAGGCCUGGGACAACUCCAGCAAAGGCCUAGACGCUUCAACUGCCCUCGAAUAUUUACGCUCCAUUCGCGCCAUGACAAACAUGGCCGGCGUCUCCACCGCCGUUUCGCUCUACCAGGCUGGCGAGUCUCUGUAUGAUCUUGCCGACAAGGUCCUCCUCAUCGACGAGGGCAAGUGCCUCUAUUUUGGCCCUGCCGACGCCGCCAAGAAAUACUUCCUCGACCUAGGUUUCGACUGCCCCGAUCGCUGGACCACACCCGACUUCCUGACGUCUGUCAGCGACGAUCACGAGCGCAGCAUCCGCCCCGGAUGGGAGAACCGCAUUCCACGGACGCCGGAGGCGUUUUCCGAGCUGUACCGUCGCAGCGAGGCCCGCCGCCAGAACCUGGCCGACAUGGAGGAGUUCGAGUCGCAGCUCCGGAGUGAGAAGGAGAGCAGGGGUGGCGACGCUGCCGACACACAAAAGGAUAUGAACUAUACACUUCCCUUUUACCAGCAGGUAAUGGCCUGCACCAAGCGUCAGUUCCUCAUCAUCGUUGGAGACAGGGCAUCCUUGUUCGGAAAAUGGGGUGGGCUUGUUUUCCAGGGCCUCAUUGUCGGUAGCAGUUUCUACGGUCAGGACAACACGGUAACUAGUGCCUUUGCCCGGGGCGGAGCCUUGUUCCUCCUCCUCCUUUUCAAUGCGCUGCUGGCCUUGGCAGAGCAGACGGCGGCUUUUGGAGCCAAGCCAAUCCUGCUCAAGCACAAGUCCUUUAGCUUCUACCGCCCGGCCGCCUAUGCCAUUGCCCAGGUGUUUGUCGACAUACCCCUGGUUCUGAUUCAAGUGCUCAUCUUCAACCUCAUCAUCUACUUCAUGGCCGACCUUGCCCGCACCGCCUCGCAGUUCUUCAUCACCUUUCUCAUCCUUUGGCUCGUCACAAUGACUACCUACUCCUUCUUCCGCGCCAUCUCAGCCUGGUGCGGCACUCUCGACUCGGCCACACGCAUCACCGGAAUCUCCAUUCAGAUCCUCGUCGUCUACACUGGAUACCUGAUCCCUCCCGGGUCUAUGCACCCUUGGUUCAGUUGGCUACGCCGAAUCAACUGGAUGCAGUACGGGUUCGAGUGUUUAAUGGCAAACGAAUUUACCUAUCGUGAUAUGCCCUGCGAGACGCCCUAUCUCGUGCCUCUAGGCCUCCGCGCCAGUCCUCAGUACCAGUCGUGUACGCUCAAGGGCAGUGUUCCGGGCCGUACCAGCGUGAAGGGGUCCGACUACAUCAAGGAAUCCUUCAACUACAGCCGCUCCCACCUCUGGCGGAACUUUGGCUUACUCUGGGCCUUCUUCAUCUUUUUCGUAUUCCUCAAUGUCGUCGGCAUGGAGCGCAUGAAGGCCAAUGCUGGAGGGGCUGCUAUCACCGUUUUCAAGAGAGGACAGGUUCCCAAGAAAGUUGAAAAAACCAUAGAGACUGGAGGCGGCCAGGGCACCAAGGACGAGGAGACUGGCGCCAGCCAAGGUGCCGCCACCGUCAGAGUGGGUGCCGACAAGGAUGAAAAUGAGAAGGAGAGUAUAAAGACAACACAGCAGGUUGCCAAGAACGAGACGGUAUUCACGUUUCGCAAUGUGAACUACACCAUCCCUUUCAAAGGUGGCGAACGCAAGCUUCUGCAGGAUGUUCAGGGCUACGUUCGACCCGGAAAGCUAACUGCCCUCAUGGGUGCUUCUGGUGCUGGAAAGACGACGCUUCUCAAUACGCUCGCCCAGCGUAUCAACUUUGGAACAGUCACAGGCGACUUUCUCGUGGAUGGGAGGCCACUACCCAGGUCAUUUCAACGGGCUACUGGCUUUGCCGAGCAGAUGGAUAUUCACGAGCCGACAGCCACCGUUCGUGAGGCGCUCCAGUUCUCAGCCCUACUCCGACAGCCGCGCCACGUCCCUCGCGAGGAGAAGCUGGCAUAUUGCGAGACAAUCAUAGAUAUUCUAGAGAUGCACGACAUUGCCGGGGCGGCUAUCGGCGUCACGGGCCAGGGUCUGAACCAGGAGCAGCGCAAGAGGCUAACGAUUGGCGUGGAACUGGCAUCGAAGCCUGAGCUUCUCAUGUUCCUGGACGAACCGACAUCUGGCCUUGACUCGGCGGCAGCCUUCAAUAUCGUGCGGUUCCUGCGUAAGCUGGCGGACGCGGGCCAGGCGAUUUUGUGCACUAUUCACCAGCCGUCGGCGGUUUUGUUUGAACACUUUGACGAGCUCCUCCUGCUCCAGUCGGGCGGCCGGGUCGUGUAUCACGGACCUCUGGGCGAGGAUAGUCAGAUACUCACGCAUUACUUCGAGUCCAACGGCGCCAAGCCGUGUCCCGCCAAUGCCAACCCAGCCGAGUACAUGCUAGAGUCUAUUGGGGCGGGAGACCCCAACUACGAGGGACAGGACUGGGCGGACGUGUGGGCCAAGUCGGAGAAUCACAAGGCGCGAUCGCGCGAGAUUGAGGCCAUGGUGAAGGAGAGGCAGCAUACCGAGAUGUCGCAGAGCCUCAAGGACGACGACGAGUUUGCAGCGCCCAUGCGGCAGCAAAUGAUCUUGGUCAUCAAACGUGCUUACAUAUCGUACUGGCGGUCCCCUAACUACAUUGUGGGCAAGUUCAUGCUUCACAUCAUGACAGGCCUAUUCAACUGCUUCACCUUCUGGAGACUGGGCUACUCGUCGACCGCUUACCAGAACCGUCUGUUCUCGAUUUUCAUGACGCUAACCAUUUCGCCGCCGCUUAUCCAGCAGCUUCAGCCGGUGCUCCUCCGGUCGCGUGACAUCUUCACGUCGCGCGAGAACAAGGCGAAGAUUUACUCCUGGCAAGCAUGGGCGACGUCAAUCAUCCUAGCCGAGAUUCCGUACCUGGUCGUGGCUGGAGCCGUCUACUUCUGCUGCUGGUGGUGGGGCGUUUUCGGCACACGCGUCUCGAGCUUCACGUCGGGCUACGUCUUCCUGCUGGUACUCCUGUUCGAGCUUUACUACACCAGUUUCGGGCAAGCCAUUGCAUCAUUUGCCCCUAACGACCUGCUAGCCUCGCUCCUCGUUCCACUCUUCUUCCUCUUCAUCGUCUCGUUCUGCGGUGUCGUCGUUCCAGCCCAGCAACUGCCCACCUUUUGGCGCGAGUGGAUGUACUGGCUCUCCCCCUUCCACUACCUGGUCGAGGGCUUCCUGGCUGCUGCCAUCCACGACAAACCCGUCCGCUGCACCAAGAAGGAGUUUGCCUACUUCAGCCCGCCCCCCGGUCUGUCGUGCGACCAGUACGCCGGUCCUUACACCAAACAGGCCGGCGGCUACAUCCAGACCCAGCCCGACGGCUCGUGCGCCUUCUGCCAGGCUGCCACCGGAGACGAGUUUGGCCGCGGCUUUAGCGUUUAUUACAAUCACAUAUGGCGCAACUUCGGUAUCUUCUGCGCCUUCAUCGUCUUCAAUUACUGCAUUGUCUACCUCUCCACUUGGCUCCGCUUCAAGGGCAGAUCUACCAUCCGGUCUAUUAUUCCCGCAAAGAAAUCGACCGGCAAGAAUUAG